This is a messenger RNA of Gopherus flavomarginatus (Mexican gopher tortoise), 2132 nucleotides long. RefSeq names its product syntaxin-binding protein 2-like. Gene Ontology annotation, biological process: vesicle-mediated transport; intracellular protein transport; neurotransmitter secretion. The transcript has 5 exons. Gene Ontology annotation, molecular function: syntaxin-3 binding. NCBI's taxonomy places the organism in Eukaryota, Metazoa, Chordata, Testudines, Testudinidae. The record is from RefSeq and is a predicted model, not a curated record. The coding region runs from base 312 to 842 and encodes 176 amino acids. Gene Ontology annotation, cellular component: plasma membrane; secretory granule.
UCUAGGAGGAUGGAGCCAUUCCGAAUGGCCGGGUGUCCCAGGUUUGUCUCCGUCUCCUACAUCUCGUACCAGCCACUCUGCUCGGAGCCACUCUCCUUGUCGCUCCUCACGCAGUCCUUAGCACUGUCAGCUCAGCCAAGUGCAGGCUUGGUAACGGCCCUGCCGAUCUACUGUGGAAGGGCUGGGCCGGGAGCCGUCGGCUCUGCUGUUAGCAGUCGCUCUGCUCCCUUGGCUGUGCCAUGGAAGAUGAUGGUGGGCGGCUGGGCUCAGGUCAGUGACCAGCUCUCCUCUCGCUACUCCAAGUGCUGACCAUGGACCACCCGAGGAGGCGCAUCCUCUUGUCAUGCUGCAAGAUGUCUGACAUCGUGGACGAAGGCAUCACGCUUGUGGAAGAUAUUGAUAAGUGCCGGGAGCCAAUCCCCAGCCUGGAGGCCAUCUACCUGCUCAGCCCUGUGGACAAAUCGGUGCAGGCUCUGAUCAGUGACUUCCAGGGCACCCCCACUUUCAACUACAAGGCAGCUCACGUCUUCUUCAUUAGCCCCUGUCCUGAGCCUCUGUUCAAGGAGCUGAGGAAGUCACGGAUCACCAAGGCCAUCAAAACACUCAAAGAGAUCAACAUGGCCUUCCUGCCCUACGUGAGCCAGGUGUACUCCCUGGACGGGCCACAGACCUUCCACAAAUGGUUCAGCCCCUACAGCUCCUUGGAAAAGAACAAGCAGCUGGAGAUGAUGGCAGAGCAGAUUGCCACAUGGUGUGAAACCCUGGAGGAGUAUCCAGCCAUCCGCUACCGGAAAUGGUGUGCCCUGGGGAAGGGGUACCCAUCCAUCCACUACAGGAAGUGAGUGUGCCGGGGGAAGGGCUGUGACGAAGUGGGAAUGUUCUUAUUGUUUUCUUUGAAUACUGCGUGGGUGCCUGUGACCCAGCAGGGAGAGGGGAGUAUUGACCUGGGAAGGUUGCAGGGGAGUUUUGCUGGGACUGUCUGCAUUGGGGAUGGGAGACUUUCUUUGAGGCCAGAUACCUGAACAUAAAUAUAUCAGAAGGAUUAAUAUUAGGGAGGGAGUGGAAUUAUUUAAGCUUAAUACCAAUGUGGACACAAGAACAAAUGGGUAUAAACUGGACACUAGGAAACUUAGACUUGAAAUUAGAUGAAGGUUUCUAACCAUUAGAGGCGUGAAGUUCUGGAACAGCCUUCCAGGGGGAAUAGUGGAGGCAAAAUACAUAUCUGGCUUUAAGAGUAGGCUUGAUAAGUUUAUGGAGGGGAUGAUAUGAUGGGCUAGCCUAAUUUUGGCAAUUAAUUUGGCAACUGAUCUUUGAUUAUCAGCAGGUAAGUAUGCCCAGUGGUCUGUGAUGGGAUGUUAGAUGGGAUGAGAUCUGAGUUACUACAGAUAAUUCUUUCCUGGGUGCUGGCUGAGUCUUGCUCAUAUGCUCAAGGUUUAACUGAUGGCCAUAUUUGGAGUCGGGAAGGAAUUUUCCUCCAGGGCAGAUUGGAAGAGGCCCUGGAGGUUUUUCGCCUUCCUCUGCAGCAUGGGGCGCGGGUCACUUGCUGGAGGAUUCUCUGCAGCUUGAGGUCUUCAAACCACAAUUUGAGGACUUCAGUAACUCAGACAUAGGUUAGGGGUUUGUUAUAGAAGUGGAUGGGUGAGAUUCUGUGGCUUGCAUUGUGCAGGAGGUCAGACUAGAUAAUCAUAAUGGUCCCUUCUGACCUUAAAGUCUAUGAGAAACAGAAGGGGGGUUGGAACCACGUGACACCUUUGCCUGGGAAACUGGACAAAGGCUGGGGGAGGAGCAGGGGGAGGCUGGGUGAGAUGGCUGGAGGGAGUUUCAAUUUGGAGCUGGCUGGAAAGUGGAGGGGAGCCUAGCCGGGGCUCUGGCCUCCCUGGCGCCCCCAAGAUGGACCUAACUAAAGGGGGUCCUGUUGUCUGUAUUGGCAAGACCUGUCUUGGACUGUAUUCCUGUCAUCUAAGUAAACCUUCGGUUUUACUGGCUGGCUGAGAGUCAUGGUGAGUCGCAGGAAGUCGGGGGUGCAGGGCCUUGUCUCCCCCACACUGUGACAAGAGGUACCCAGCCAUCUGCUUCAGGAAGUGAGUGUGCCUGGGGGAAGGGGUACCCAGCUAUCCCCUAUAGGAAGUGAG